AUGGAUGAAAAGAAGGUACGAAUAACCGCCAUGACGUCCCCGGAAAUGUGUAUUGUUUCGCAAUGGUACGUUCAGAAUUAUGAAGUAUAUCACGGAAUCUCUACAUCAUCCUCGAAAGACGGACUAUCAUUCGCGCAACGUAAACAGAAGCUGCUCGAAGAUAUCUGUGAAGACCUAGUCCGUAACGGCUUUUCAAAGCGCACUCCUGAGCAGAUUAAUCAAAGGAUAAAAGACACACUAAAGACGGCGAAAAAGAUAAGCGCGUUAGAGCGAAAUGAAGAGACAAAGACAGGCGGUGGUCCUCCGACCGCCAUUGCAGCUGCUCCUCAUGUGAAAAUAGUGAUUGAAGGCUGCGACAACAGACCGCGCCUUUCGGGUCUAAAGAAACCUUUGGAAAUCAAUGCAAACGCUACAAAUGUCCCAAGCAUACAGAGUGCUUCAAACACACAAAAUGUUUCGAACACGCAGAAUACUUCAAACAUAGAAAAUGUUCCAACCACAGAGAAUCUUUCAAACACGAACACCAUGGAUGUGGAUGUCAUUUACGAGGAGUGUGUAACCCCAAUCGCCGAAGAGGUGGACGUAUUUCCUUCCGCUACGGACGACACCCCUGCGGUUACUCCGCUGUCCUCGGGAUUGGCUGGAAAGCCGCUGAACAGCCCUCCACGCAAAAGAAGACGCUCCACCCAGGCCUUGACAGACGAAAAAGAACAAGUUUUGCAACUUGAGGCAGAGCGAAUUCAAAAACAAAUUCAAAACGAGAUUCUACGCAGCGAAGUACUACAGCAAUCAAUGGAAAACAAGAGGCAGAAAAAUGUCCUGCUAUGCCUACAAUGUGAAGAGGUGAAGGCAAAAAUUGACUACACGCGAUUACAAAUUGACCUGGCAAGGAACGAUGAGUAG
This is a messenger RNA of Cylicocyclus nassatus, 903 nucleotides long. The record is from the annotation of a GenBank genome assembly. NCBI's taxonomy places the organism in Eukaryota, Metazoa, Nematoda, Chromadorea, Rhabditida, Strongylidae.